This is a messenger RNA of Vittaforma corneae ATCC 50505, 366 nucleotides long. RefSeq lists its product as uncharacterized. Lineage: Eukaryota; Fungi; Microsporidia; Nosematidae. The record is from RefSeq and is a predicted model, not a curated record. The transcript has a single exon. The coding region runs from base 1 to 366 and encodes 121 amino acids.
AUGUUCAAAACACUUCUACUUAUUGUUAUUAUUCUUCUGCAACUUUCUACGUUGUUUGUCUUGUACGUAAAAUUCCCUGAAAUAACCAGCGAGGUAGAAAAGAAGCUCGGUAAUAUCUCAAGCCUAAAUCUUGAAAACAUAAAUGGCAGUCCAAUGGAGUCUAACGAACUGGCACAGCAGAAAUCUGAAAAUCAAGCGCAAGCAUCAAAUAUAUCUCAGCAAGCAGGUAGCUCAGCAUCUGAGGCACCAGAAAACAACCCAGGCCAGAGCUCUGGCCAGAGUCCUAAAGGUGCCGAAUUGGUAUCUCACAGCGGUAAUCCAGAAGUAUCAUCAUCGCUGCUCCAAAAUCUCUUAAAGGUUAAUUAA